Messenger RNA from Mytilus trossulus (common blue mussel), 445 nucleotides. RefSeq names its product protein preY, mitochondrial-like. NCBI's taxonomy places the organism in Eukaryota, Metazoa, Mollusca, Bivalvia, Mytilida, Mytilidae. The record is from RefSeq and is a predicted model, not a curated record. The transcript has 3 exons. The coding region runs from base 87 to 386 and encodes 99 amino acids.
AUACAGCGAUGAAUUAUAAAACAGUGUCAUUGAACUGAUUUGCGGUUGGCUAUUAGGGUGGGUACCAGGCACUCUUGAAAUCUAGUAUGUCAACAAACAUAAGACAUCUUUUAUCAAGAUUAGGAAAAGUCUUCACACACAACAGAAUUGGUCUUCAAUCAAAAUUUUCCACAAAAUCAUGUCUAUUAAAUGGUCACAGAGAGGCAACUUCAACUACACAAUUUGAUGAAUCCAUGCUAGAGUUUGUUGUGUGUCCAUUAUCAAAAACUCAAUUAAGGUAUGACAAAGAAAAUAAUGAGCUGGUUUGUGAUGAGAUUCAAGUAGCAUAUCCUAUUAUUAAUGGUAUACCAAAUCUGAUACCUCAAGAUGCCAGAAAGUUAAAAUAGAAAUUACAUCUAAUGGAACAUCUGACACGGGAAAAUCUUAAAUAAAAUAUAUAAACAUA